This is a messenger RNA of Papaver somniferum (opium poppy), 4414 nucleotides long. RefSeq lists its product as uncharacterized. The transcript has 15 exons. The record is from RefSeq and is a predicted model, not a curated record. Lineage: Eukaryota; Viridiplantae; Streptophyta; Magnoliopsida; Ranunculales; Papaveraceae. Bases 272 to 4093 code for a protein of 1273 amino acids.
ACAACAAAAUAAAAAAUCGAAAGAAGAAAAAAGAAAAUAAAAACCCCCCAAAAAAUUAUUAAUCUCCCUCCAAAUCAAAUCGUUAUAUUCAAAACCCUAAUCCUUCCCCUUUUAACUUUCCCCUUUUUUAUUAUUCCAAACCCUAUAAUCAUCAUUCAUUCAAUCAAUCAUCUGAUUAUUGUUGUUUAUCUAAUUACGGAAUUAGAAAUUUGGUCGUCAGGAGACGAGACGUGUUUUGUAAUGCAUCCUUGGGAAAGGAGAUAUUGAUGCAAUGUCAUCCAGCAACAAAUAUGGUCUGGCUUCUAAUAGCCCAGAUAGGCCGACUUACCCUAGUGGACAACGAGGAGUCUAUGGAGCUGCUUCGUUGAAUAAAUCAGGAAGCUUUCGUGAGGGCAUGGAGAAUAGGAUACUAUCUUCACGUCCAGGCAUGUCAAGAAGCGGGGCUACGUGUUCACCAGCAGAGGUGGCAAAUUUCUUGCAUAGUUUGCCUCUUGAUGCUAAAGUGAUGGUGUCAGGACAGAAGCUCCCCCGGCAAGCGGAAGUUAGUAGAAUCUUAAGUGCUUCCUUGGGCGUGUCACAGGAUAACACCCAUUCUGGUUCAUCAACCACCAGGAUUGCACCCGAGGGGAUUAAGAAGGCCAAGGGCGCUUUACAUGAAAACGUUGCCAGGGCUAGCAGCGACCAAGUGAAGGUCUGUACUGAGAUGGUAUCCAGAUUCGAUAAGUGUUUUUCAAAUUUGUGGACGAGGAAGCGGUCUCGUUCUGAUAUUCAACCAAGUGAUCGAUCAAACACCUCACUGGCAGUUGAUCGUCUUGCUUCUGGAGGAAUUGCAGGAAAGUUGGCAACCCAGAGUAAUGGGAUAUCCAGUGGGUUUGACCAUGAACACCAGAAACUGGAAGAGCAAUCCAAAAAUGCUGUUAGUAAACGCAUACGUAGCUCAAUGGCGGAUGGACAGAUGGAUAUACGUGGGAGUGUUCUUGGAAGGCCACCUGCAGCGAUGGAUAGGGAUAAAGAAAUAUUUGGAAUUGCUAGUGGUGGUCAGGUUCAAUCUGCAGAAAAGGAUCAAGCUUUACCCAUUGGUAUGGACGGUUGGGAAAAGUCAAAAAUGAGGAAAAAGCGUUCAGGGAUAAAGUCUGAUGUCUCCAUGAAUGGAACAAUUAGGUCUCCUGAUGGUGAUCGAGAAUCAAAACGGGAGACUCAGCAAAGGCUAGGUAUUGAGGCCCGUUCAAGGUUUAGUAAUGUUCAUGGCUUUAGAUCUGGGCCUUCUAAUGGAGCAGUUGGGGUUGGAAAAUUAGAUGUCACCUCUCAACAAACAACUGGGCUUGGCAUGCGAUCCGCAGCUAGGAGUGACCAAGAUAAUGGCUCUCUCGUCAAUGACAGAAGAGACCGCCUUGCAGGCGUAGAUAAGGAGAAGAUCAACCUGAAAGCCGUUAACAAAUUGAAUUUCCGUGAACCUAGUAAUGCUGCUAGUCCUGCUUCAACCCUAAAAAUUAAUGCGUCCGCUCGGGGGCCGAGAUCCAGUUUUGGUACAAUGCCCAAGCCAAUACCCAAUGUCCAUCGAGCAAUAGGUGGUCCUGAUGAUUGGGAGACCCCCCAGCCUAUGAAUAAGCUCAAUGCUGUUGUUGGAACUAGCAACCGUAAACGCUCUCAGUCAGCACGUUCGUCAUCACCGCCUGUGACACAGUGGGGUGAACAAAGGCCUCAGAAGAUGUCCCGUGUUGCACGACGAACAAAUUUACUUCCUCAUCUUCCUGGCCAUGAUGAAUCCCUAGCUAUAGAAAAAACAUCCGAUGUUUCUGGUAAUGAAAGUGGCCUAAGGCACUCGUCGGGAAAUAUUGUGCAGCAGGUUAGACCAAAAGUUGAACCUUCAGUUGCAUUAUCAGAAAGCGAGGAGUCGGGAGCUGCAGAGGUCAGAUCUAAGGAUAAGGGUAAGAAGGCUGCUGAAAUGGAUGAGAAAUCAGUCCAAAAUUUUCAAAAGGUUACCAUACCGGGCUCGUCCAGAAAGAACAAGAUGCGAGACGAAGAUUUCGGGAGCACUGUUCGCAGACCAGGAAGGGGAGGUAGGAGCUCCGCUGCUGGUAGGUCUAGUGUAUCAAAGGCAGUUGAUAAGUUAGAUAACACAAUCACAGCGAAACAACUCAGAAGUGCAAGGCAUGGAAGUGAUAAGAUUGUAAGUAAAGUAGGUCGCCCACCAAAUCGAAAGAUGUCUGAGAGGAAGGCUUAUACACGUCCUAGAUACACAAUGGACAGUGGUGUGCAAGAUAUUCAUGGAGAAUCACAUGAUGUGCAUGAAGAGCUCCUGGCUGCUGCAAAUGCAGCUGCAGACCCUGGUCAAGCUUGUUCUGGCACAUUCUGGAGACAAAUGGAGCCACUCUUUAGUGUCAUCUCAGCUGAUGAUAUAAAUUUUCUGAAGCAACAGGUGAGUCUUGGUUCCAACCCCUUGACACCAACCACGGGAGUUGCAUCUAGAGAUAAUUUUAGUACCAUCCCUAAUAGAUUUGAGUUGGUUGAAUGUAAUGGAGAUAGGGGUUUUGCAAGUCAAGCAAAGCAUUCAGUACCAGCCAGAACGGAUGAUAAUGUAAUCCCACUUUGCCAGAGGCUUAUUUCAGCAUUAGUUUCGGAGGAAGAGAUUGAAGAAUUUUGCUACACAGGAGAUGAUGAAACCAGUUUUGGGUGGGAUGCAGAGUUGAAAGCUAAUUCAUUGAAUCAGCAGUCAUUUGGAAAUUACUGUAGCAUUGGCAAACCUGUUACUAAUGGCUAUAGGAUACCUUCCAGCGGAAGAUACCGGAAUGGGUUUGUACAUGAUGAGGUCGAUUUUCCAGCAAUUCCAAAUAGUGCGAGCUUUAGGGAUGAUUCCGUCGAUGGAUUACUGGCAGACCAAGAAGUGAUGCCUAACGCACAUUGUUCUGAACUUCCGUAUAACCAGAUGGCUCUUGAAGAGAGACUUCUCCUUGAGCUUCAGAGUAUCGGAAUUUAUCCAGAUCCAGUGCCUGGCCUAGCAGACAGAGAAGAUGAAGAUAUCAGUGAGGAUGACAGAAGAGUGGAGGAGGAGCUUAACCAACUGGUGACCAAGAAGAAUCACUUACUCGGUAAGGUGCAGAAGUCUGCAGCUGAAGCCAGAGAACUUCAAGAAAGGGAGAUAGAGCGUCAAGCUUAUGACAAACUUGUGGGAUUGGUGUAUAGCAAAUACAUGGCAUGUUUUGGUCCUAAUGCAUCCUCUGGAAAAGGUGCAAGCGGCAAAAUAGCAAAGCAGGCUGCUUUGGCUUCAGUAAAACGUACUUUAGAACAAUGCCAAAAGUUUGAAAAUUUCGGCGAAAGUUGCUUUAACGAGCCCGUGUUCCAAGAUUUAUUCCGCUCUAGGUCCUCAAACUUAAAGGUUUCAGAGUGUGUAGAUAGUAUCAUUGAAGGAGAAUCUGCAAACCUUUACACUGGAACUCGAUCUUCAGAAGUUAGAGUUUCAGGUACACACCACAUCGCUCCUUUUAUUCCACAAUCAGGUCAGAAUAUGGAUACCAUUGACAAGUACCAUUUGUCAGACGAAACUACUGUAAAAGAGGAUAAAGGAUGCACUAAAAUUAAACAGAGGGAGUUGUUGCUAGACGAGGUUGUUGGUGGAACAGGUAUUUCCUUGAGAGACCAUUCAGGUACUGGAAGUUCUCUUGCUACAAAAGGAAAGAGGACUGGUCCUGCUAAAAUUGGCCGGCCAGCUUUAGGCACCGUUAAAGGUGAGAGAAAGCCAAAAUCGAAACCUAAGCAGAAGACUGUUCAGUUAUCCGCUUCUGUCGAAGGCCUUCUUGGUAAGGGUCUAGGGCCACCCAAAGCAGUAUUUACUCCUGCUUCAAGAUAUAGUGGAAAUGCGACAGAUAUCAAUGCCAAGAAGGAAAAUGGUUUGAGUAUGUGCACACCAGACGAAGAGGAGGCUCUUGACUUGUCUCAUCUGCCGUUAUCUGGAAUUGAUGAUGAUCUCGAUGGGCAAGGGCAGGAUUUUGAUUCAAUAUUCAAAAAUAUUGAUGAUGAAGCACUGCAAGACAUUGAUUUUAUGGGACUUGAAAUUCCAAUGGACGACCUUUCAGACUUAAAUAUGAUGGUUUGAGUUUCCUCUCUUUGUAUAUUCAGUGAUUAUACAGGUUACACAACAUAUAAAUGAAGAAGAAAUGGCUUAAUAUGUGGGGCGAUCACUCUAUAGCCAGGUCUGUAAGUACUUAGUAGGGUAUAGAUAGAUUCUUUCGACUACUUCUGACUUCAUAAAUCUUUUCUUUUACAUCUUUUUCUUUUUGUUGAUGUACAAGCAAGUCCCCGAAGUUAUCUUAGCAGGCAUUACAUCCUGAUAAUAGAAAUAAAAGUCAGUAAACAGUGCCAAUUGUACAUAAAUUAUAUUUUAAUUAAAAUAAAAAAAGUGGGAAUAUUUAUUUGA